AUAGCUGGCAGCAACCACCGCCACGGUCGCGCCGAUCUCUUCGCCGAGCUCACUCGCUCACCACCGGCGGCAUCGCAGCAGCUGGUGUUUCGUCGAAGGCGUCAUCGGGCGUGCGGUUGUUCUCGGUGCGGCGUCGUCGUCGGUGUUCUCCCACUCCUGAGGAACGCAACAUCAAUACACGGGAGUCUACGCGUCAUAUCGCCUUCCUCAUCCUCGAGACGUUGUGUUGUGUGACCGCGGGUGUCGAAACGGGCGCUCGGAAUACAGAGCCGCAAAGCAAAUCAACGACGAGUGUUACUUUUGUUGUUUUGUUGGUGACUCGACUAUGACCGAAGACGUGCACAUCGCGAGGACGCCGACGCUAUGAUCUGUCUGCGUCGCUGCCUACUUAGCGUUCCGGGACUGGACGCCUUUUCUUCGGAUCACUUUCGCUCUUCGACUUGACCGGCCGAUUGUUUCGCCCUCCGUGCAUACGGACAGUGCUGAACUGUUCGGAUGUUGAGGGUUAUCCGUGACCUCGACCGCUAAUAUACCGACAGGUUGUGUCAUUGUUUGAUUGUGCAGUAGCUCUGUCAUUUCGCAAUCAAUCGAUCUUGUUCGUCGUUCUAACACUAAUCACAUCGCCCUCUAGUCACCUCUACUAGCGGCACAUUUGUUCGCCCUCUAAUUUGCCUCCGAGAGACAUUGAAGGUACAAACGCAACGGUGGAUUUCUGCGUUCUUUAGUUAAACCGCGCUUCUUAAUGUUAUCGCGCCAGUCGUGUGUGGGUUAUUUACAUCGGGAUACAACACGCUUGUAGACAUUCGCACACGUACCUUACAUUCCGCGUAUCGACGGUGCGGUGUGGAUUGCGUUGAAUGUGCCCCGCACACAGCGCGGUGUUCGGCGGUGGCCGCGGCGGACUGCGCUUCGGUUUCGCGCCGCUCCCAGAGCCCGUAGCGCCGAUGAGGAGCGCCGAGGCGGCAGCAGCGGCGGCGGCGGCGGCAGCCGCCAACUUUGCCAUGAACUCUCUUCUGUGCGACUCCAUUCCAGGCAACGACCCGCGCCAGUGGAGCAAGCACAACGUGUCCAUGUGGCUCGAGUGGUGCACCGAACAGUUCUCCCUGGUGCCCACGGAUUCCGAGAACUUCCACAUGAAUGGAAAGGCACUGUGCCUACUGUCCAAGGCCGACUUUCUGGAGCGAGCCCCAAAGGCGGGAGACGUCCUAUUCAAUGCCCUCCAGCUCCUGUUACAUAGGGCUCUCCACACGGCCCGGCUCACCAAUGGUACACAUGGCAAUGGAUCUGUGCCUCGAAGCACUGUCAUCACAAGAGAUAUCCAGGGGUAUGGCCAGGUGUUGCUGCAGGACCCGACAUCUUACACCCAGCCCCUGCAGGUGUCUCCGCUGUCAGCAGAGGUAGACAGCACUGUGAUCCUGAGCCCGGACCCCAGCUCGGGUGGCGAGAGCGUCCAGAGUGAUUCCGCUGGCAUGCAGGCUGGCAGCAGCACACCAGCGUCCAAUGGAGGAUUUGCCUCUGCCAAAAACUCCUCUCCACCUCCGUCCCUCGCGGCUACACCCCUGCUAGUGGACAAGCAGCAUCGUCUCCAGCUACGCAGAGAGCAGGCCCAACUACGCAGGAAGCAGGCGAGAAAGGGUGUCGUGGAUUUAGUGCGGCGAAGUCCAACGCCACCGACCCAAGUCGCAUUCCCGCCGAGGGGAGGCGUGUCAGCAUUCCCUGGCAUGAUCCCCGACGUGUCGAUGCACCCUAUGAUGCCACCUGUUGCUGCAAAGCCACCGCAGCUUCAACCGCCCAUGGCACUCAACAUGCCUCCAGUGAGACCGGCCACAACUGGCCGGGUCGUUGCUGAUGCACCAGGUGUCCGCUUGCUGUGGGACUUCCUGCAACAGCUGCUGAAUGACCCCGAGCAGAGGUACCACUACUGCAUCACGUGGAAGGACGAGGAAGAGGGCGUCUUCAAGAUAACCGAUCCACACCGGCUGGCCAAGCUGUGGGGCAUGCAGAAGAACCACCUGAACAUGAACUUUGACAAGAUGUCGCGAGCCAUGCGCUACUACUACCGGGUCAAGAUCCUCCAAAAAGAGCCUGGCGAGCGACUCUGUUACAGGUUCCUUCGGCCACCCAAGGAAUUGAGGUACUGCAAGCAGCGGUCACUCUUGGAGCAAGCCGAAUCUGAUGCUGCCACAGCAGCUCGCGAGGCAGAGGAGGAAGAGACGUCGAGUGCCCUGGACAUGAGCAUCAAGGAAGAGUGCCUUUCACCCCGUCUAGAGAACGACUGAGCACACACCUCCCGUGCCUUGUUUCCUUUUUUUUUGUACGGUACCUGCUGCAAGUCUGCCUUCCCCGUCUUCGAAUCCACCGAGUGCCUCACAAUGGCACAUACUGCAAGCCCUCUCCUUGGUGCCUGAUGAAGAGACUGCUUGCAAACACAACCCAUGUCUCUUUUCAUUACCUUUAGCUGAGACACUGUGUGACAGCGUCGAUCGUCUGUGUGGUGAUGAAAUGAACCUGCUUCGCCUCGUGUCUGUGACGAAACUUAUCUGCUGUCAUCGUCCCCACCUGUGUGAAACACCGCAAAAGGUCCCUACAGAGUCCACUCAGGUGUUUUGUGUUGCGCCUCUUGUGGCGUCAGUGAUCUUGGAGUAGUGGAUACGGGUGUUGUGUGUGCUGCUGCUGUGGACCCAGCAUUUUUUUUUCCUUUGUGUGUGAGCGAAUGCAGCAUCAUGAUGAGUAUCUACAAAUGUGCACUGACCGGCGAAAGCAAUGGUGGCAGCAAGCAACCUCAGGACAACAAGGGUGACUUUUUUUUCAAUAACUUUGUUCGUGACGUUGACUGUACUUGAGUGAACAAUUGCUCCCAAGUGCACGCCACUGUUACCAGCAUCAGCCGUCCUGUGAAGCAGACACAAUGAACAAAUGAUGUGGGAAAUGCUAGUUAUCCACAGUGUAGAUGGUGAAUGUAUGCACAUGACACGUACGUGUAUGUUUGUGCAUGUAAGAAUUUGCACAGUGCCUUGAGAAGCCAUCACAAACUUCUACGCAGAUAUAUUGCUCAUGGUGCCAUGCAACGGCACUGUCUGUACAAUUAUGUGACAAGUGGGACAUCUUACGUUAUGGGACAAGAUUUCAGAGACCAUUUUUGGACCCUGUAUGUUCGGCAGUGUAGAUUCUACACUGCGGCUGUUCGACGUGUGCAGUUGUCUGAUUUGAUUUGCAUUUUUUAUACGGGAUAGUUUGGUUAUAAGUAGGUAUCUACACAUGACGUGCUGAUCUCAAUGGCAAUAGUUAGCUACAUUGGUCCAUAACUAGUGCAAAAAACAUGUUAUGUGCCAUUCAUUUGCUUCGGAAUUCUUGUGUCCCUAAAGGGUGGGCUUGAGAUUUUUAAAGACAACUGUACGCAAAUAGCUGCUUAGUGGGUCAGCUUUUUUUUCUUGUUUUUAGUAAAUGAGUUUUUAUCCUUGUUUCUGUUUUGUUGUUUUCUUUUUAUAUAAACCAUGAAAAAGUAAUCCUAGCGAAUCAUUCUUCUUUUUCAUUUUGUUUCUCACUUAUCAUUCGUUUAGGUUAGCACUUUGACAUCAUUAUCAUCAAUGAUAAAUAGUUGAAGAAUAAGGAUAGUUGCAAAAGGAGCAGUCAUGAUAAUCAUAGUUCAUGUGCAUGCGAUUCUCCAAUGCACUCGUUAAGAAAGAGUGCUGUGUCGAGUUGUCUCGGCCCUGGUCUUUUCAAAUACAGUCAAACUAAAAAAAAAAAAAACAGAAUCAUUCUAAGUUUUGCUAAUGUUAAAUGUGAAAUGUGCUGAUAUAAUGUCACUUCUCACAGAGAUUUUUCUUCUGAAAGAACUGAGCAUGAAUUAACUAAUUAUAGCAAAAGCUCAGUGAUGAAAGUUGAUGAGAAAAAGCAUAACCACAUUUCAUAGCUUCACUGCAAUAGUAUGACGAUAAAAUAACCGGUGCUUAUUUAAAAGUUAUAUUCCUGUCUUCGGAGUUCAACCUGUCCAUGCGCUAAAUACUGCUGGGCUCCUGAUGAGUUCAGCUGUUUGAGUGACCACCCCAAAAGGCACUGGUCUAAGCUCCGAAUCCCGUGCAGGGCAAAUGCACCUUCAACUGGCAAGGUUUUUUCUAAAUAAGAAGGAAAAUUGGUGUGGACUUACUUUGUAUUUUAAAGAGGCCCUGCAACACUUUUUGAGCAUGGUUGGAAAGUACUGCCAAUCGGUAGUAGAGGCUCCCGACAACACACGAGCCAAAUAUUAUAUGCCAGCAUGCAGCCUGGAAUUCACAACAUAUUAUCAAAGUCAGCUGAAUAUAGCUUUCUCUUCUCCCGACAAAUCACUGAAAAUAAGCCCAGGAACCCCGUCUAUCAGCCAUUGGCUGAUUUGAACAUGGCGCGCUUGCUCGUUACCGAGAUUGCCGCGGGAGGCUGUACUUGUCCACGCAUGCGCACGCGAUCACACUGAAAAAGUCGCGCAUUGAAAGAAAAAAAAAGAAUAAAAGUGCUCAAGGUCGCGAAGCUCGCGUGACGUUUUUCUGUGGCCCUGCCAUCCCUCCCUGCUUGGCUUCCAGCGCUUUCCUCGGGACGAGAGAAAAGAGAAUGCAAUUGCAGCAUGCGACAAACCUUUGUAACUCCACUCGCACUGAACGAAUUCUUAAAAUUUUUGUGGCGUUGAAUUUGUGAGACAUUAAACUAUUCCAGUGAAUUCAUUCCAUCGUUACCUGAAAAAGUCUUUCAGGGCCCCUUUAAUGCUACAAAUAGGUGGCUGACAAUGCUUAAUAAACUAUCCCCAUCUGUAGCUUAGCCACAACCUCGCAAUCUCAAAAGAAUGUUAGAGAAUUAUCGGAGGUGGGAAUUCGCUGCUUCUCGAAAGCCGUGUUCAAAAACGUGAAAGUUUACAUAAUUAUCCUUUAUCCAUGCCUAUUUGAAAGAUAUAUCAGGCUGCGAGACCUUUUGCCUUUUUGAAUUAGUCUGGCGGUCCUCCUUGCGAUAGCAGAAGGCCACAGGAAGGGGGCAUCAAUGUGCAAUCCUUACUUUUUCUUUGCGAUUUAGCAUGUUUCACUGAAUUACAAGACUUUGCUGUGGUGAUGUUUAUAAAGACAUAUUAAUCUGUUAUGGUGCAAAAAAAAAUUGUGCUGUAACGGUCAUUCAUGCAGUGAAAUUCGAAAAUUGUUCAUAGGCACCUUGUUUUUUUUGUUUUUUUUUUUUGCAUGUGAUUUACAAGGCAAUAUUGCAAUACCGGAGUUUGACUGUAUUUGUUGACCUUGCAGAACUUCUUUUUUUUUUCUUGCUUCGAUAGCGAAUGAAAAGUUGCAUGGAAAUAAUAAGCAUAAAGAUUUGUCCAAUGUGCUUUGUGCAAUAUGCCAUAUCUUAAAGAUGUUAUGACAGUUGUGUGCAUCUCUCUUCAUUGCCAUUCAUUAUGAUCGGCAUGACACUUGUUUUUCUUUACACCUUGCAAAAUACACAUGGCAAUUGCAUUCUUUCUUACUUCCAGAUGCUUUCGUUUUAAACCUCAGAUGUGGAGUUUUUGAGCUGCCUUGUCAUCUUUCCCUGUUCAAUGCAGUUGUUUUAAUUGCUUUGUGGAAUUAAGAUACAGUGUACAAUAGGUUACAAGCUUGCAAGUAGCAUUACAAAACUGGAAACACAGUGCCAGUGAACAAUGACCAUAAUUUAUAGAUGACAACCACAGUGGUACCAUAACUUAAGAAAUGUUAUCGGAUGGUCUUCCAACUUCCCUUCUCUUACAUUUGGUCAUUGGCAGCUGGUCUUGUGUUUAUAGUCAUUUUUAAUGUGCCUCGAUUGAAUUGCUGUUCUGGAGAAAGUGUUAUGUGAUUGACUUGGUUAAUUUAACUCUAAUGGGGAAGGACGAAAUUAGCAAACCUAUCGGGAAGAGAGACUCAAGCUAGGAGAAUAAGUGGCAAUACACAUUGGCAGUUUCUAUUAGCUUUGAGGUGUUCCAAUCGUAACACACCACCAAAAUGAAUGGGAGUCCACUUUUUGUGGCGAACCAGAUCACUAUGAAAAAUAAUGGGAGAGUUGCAUCAAUGCUUCCAAGCAAAAAGCACAUCAAGUGUGUAUUGACUUUCUUGGUUAGCAAAAUGCACUGUGCAUCCGACUUCAGCAUUGAAAAAACUCUAGAACCAGUAAAAUUUACUUUCACAGAAUAUAGUACAAUAACUUGCUGUAUGUCUAUUCUUAUUACUUUUGAAUAACGGUUUACUGCAGUCAGUGAAGAAUUGCAGUAUAUCUUACUCUUAAUGAUACAUGGCUUAUUGAAUAAUGUACAUUUACUAAAUUACUCAACAGUCGUAAACAGAAUGGCAACUCACAACUCUAACCACUGGGCCAGUACAUCCUUGGAUGCAUGGAGUACACCUGACUGCCUCUUCAUAUACGUAACUUGUCUACUGAAUAGGCUUUCUUAAUUAGACAAAUUAUGUUAUUGUCUUACUGUGAUUCUUCAUUUGCCAAUUAUUGUUGCUAUCCUGACAGCAGCGGCAAUAGUAAUGACUGUGCUGGUUCUAAUGGUAGGCCACUGUGAAAGUGGCUUUUUUUUUCUUGCUAGAUUGUUUAAUCUGUGCAAUAUUCUGGCAAAUUUUCUUUAUAGAUAAAAGCACACAACAGAAUCCUGUUAAUUGCAUAGUAAUUACUUCCGAGCUACCAUUUUUACUCAGAAGCCUUCGAAGUUGUUUAUCUGGUCAUUGAAGUCAGUGACAUGUCAUGUUCAAAUUAUCCAGAAAAUGCAAGAUUCAGGAUUGAAAUCUGCCUUUUUUAUAAUGCUAUGGUGAAUGCACCCUACACCUAGUGAAAAAGUUGCAAAACACUUCUUGUACCGGAAGCUUUUGUUUCGGCAGUACUGGUUGAUCCAGCGUCUGCCAGAGAAAGGUUAGUACAUGAUUAUGUAAAAGGUAGACUACAAAGCUGGGGUCCCAUCACAUUCUAUGAAUGGUGGCUGGUAGUCAGACCCAUCAGUUGAAUCAUCAUCAGAGUUGAAUUAGUGGAAGUGUACUGUGUUUUAUUUGCCAUCUCUACCACGAAGCCUGCCUCCUUAUCUAAGGGGUGUUGCAACUGUUCUUCUGCAAAGUCUCAUUUCUGUUUACUUUCUUAGGUUUUGUCGGCAUAUUUUAUACUUAUUUGGGCAUUUAUUGACGUCACCAGGUAUGACAAGGCCUGAAACAUUGACCGAAACAUCAUCUAAUGUUGAACAUGUCUUCCAUGUUUAGCUCUCUAUUUCACGCUUGCGGGGAGUGUGUUAGUCAUGGCAGAGAUGUGCUCAUGACAGGCCCAACGUUUGUGCAGGAUGGCUAUGACGCCUUACGCUGUGGUGUGAUUAAAAAUCGUCAUGCAACUUA
Rhipicephalus microplus (southern cattle tick) is the source of this 7337-nucleotide messenger RNA. RefSeq names its product ETS variant transcription factor anterior open. NCBI's taxonomy places the organism in Eukaryota, Metazoa, Arthropoda, Arachnida, Ixodida, Ixodidae. Gene Ontology annotation, cellular component: nucleus. Gene Ontology annotation, biological process: regulation of transcription by RNA polymerase II; cell differentiation. The record is from RefSeq and is a predicted model, not a curated record. Gene Ontology annotation, molecular function: DNA-binding transcription factor activity, RNA polymerase II-specific; sequence-specific DNA binding.